UGACUGACUGUCCGGAGAAGGAGGGCAAGGAGUGUUCUGCUUUACUUUUCUCUAGUCUAUGCUCUCUUUCUUUGUUGUUGUGUUUACUUAUCAGAAGAAGGGACGGGUUUUAGCUUCUGGUAAAAGUUUGUUUAUUUGUUUUUAAGAUACUUGGGACUUUGUACUUCAACGCACGCGGGCACUCUUCAAAGUGCAAACGAGAACCUCUCCAGAUUUUAAACCAUGCACGCGAGCAGACUCGGGAUUUUUUAAAUGUUUUUAAUUAUUUUAUAAGGAAAAUGAGGACGGAUUAUCUUGUCUGCUUAUUACACUCUCAAAGAUCAGUCGGCAAGUAAAAGAAGCUACUUCUUCCCUCUUGCUUCCUGCAACUCUUCCCAUUCCUGUCAAACUGCAAUAGCAGGAAUCAACUAAUUCAGAUCAUAAGGUUGUUUACAAAAGGAGACACGGGGGAAGUGGCACUCUGCUAGCACCGCACGAAGGUGGAUAAAGGCCUAAACGAAGACUUUCAACUUCAGACCUGUUUUCACUUAUCAUUUCUGGAUUAACUGAGAACAGAUUACGUGAUUUCUUUUCCAUCUCUGUGAGGAAAUUCCUUAUGCAUUCAUCAAUGGAGAACUGAGGGUGAGCUGACACUUGCCCUCCUCCCAGCAUGCUGGCUCUGAGGCUGGAGCAGGGCAGGCGAGGGGGCGGUGAGGUUGACCGCCUGCAGAAAGGGGCCGCCGUGGCUUGGCAGGGCCGCCCGUCAGGGAGGCCCCCUGCUCAAGAGCGGCGCAUGAACAUCAGGGAGAAGAUCUCCCAGUGGGAAGGUCGCAGCAGCCAGGAUGCCGGGGUCAAAGCUCACCCUCCGACUGUAUCCCGGAGUCUCUCUGGGGAUGUGCUGGGUAACGGGUGUUCUGACGAGGGAUCAAGAGGGGGGCCUCAUGCUAAAGCAAGCCUCUCAAAAGCUAAGAGCUUGGAUUUUCGGGAAUCCCCAUCACCAGCGGGAAACACUGUGGUCGGUAGGAAGUCAGAGCCUCUGCAAAAAUGCGCCACUGAAAUUUCGACCUCGGGAAAUAAACCACUAACAGCACAAAAACAUUUAGAGUCUCCCAAAGUCGGAGCUAACUCUGCUAUCUCUACAAUUAAACAAGUCACCGCGAAUGGUGACCUUAAAACGCGGCGCAUCUUGGACAUCGAAGUAGUUUCCAAACCUCUACCUCUAUUAGCAGAUGAUCAAGAUGACAACAUGCCGGCCGGAAACUUCUACACCUCUCGGGGUUUCUGGCGUAAGCUGGAGGGGGACAGACUGCUCUGGGAGAAAGGCAGGGGGUCUUCAAGUGAACCUCUGCCUCCUCCUAAACCUCAGCGGACAUUCCAGUAUCAGGGAUCCAAAAACAGUAACAACAAAAUUUACUGGGACAACAGAUCCCCUCAAAACUAUCGGUCUAACUUGAGCAGGAGCAGGAGGGUCGCCCAACCACCCAGCUUCCCACCUCCUCCGUGUCCGGGAGCGACCACCAAUGGGCUCUCAAGGCAUAAAAAGAACAGGAAGUCUUUUGAGUACGAGGAUGCGGCACGUCUGACCGCGAAGCAAGGCACUCUGGGAGAGGAGGCCAGGCGCUCUGGCAUCUACCAUGCUUACUCUGAUGACAAUAUUUAUGAGGACAUCGUUUGUGAAGUGACCAGAGAUAACCCUUAUGAGGACGUCAAGCUGUCCCCCAUGUGUCUCCCUAUUUCAAGGUCUCAACACCCAAAGCUGCCCCCAAAACCCCAAACGUUGCAGCAGGGAUACACUGGAAGAGUGGAUAAGAAGAGGUCCCAAACCAUGACACCAUCCAAAUCCUCCGCCUUUACAGAAACUCCCAAACCAGCAACAGCCCGACGACCAAGCACCCAGAAAACCCAGAGGACGCCUCAGUACGUCAACAAGAUUGAGACCAUCUUCGACGACAAGCGAGGGAAGAAGAGAGUAAAGAACCAGGGAUUUUCAGUGCGAGAAGAGACCAGUGGGACGGAGAGCGACACUGAGGACAACACCAAAGCAGGCUCCAGGAGAUCAGUUUACAGACAGUCUACACUGAAACGCAGACCAGGCUACCGCACCCUGGAGAGAGACCUGAUCCAGCACCAGCAGCAGCAGCUCUUCCAGAUCUUUGUGGUGGUGUCGCUGAGAAAAGGGUCCACAGGAAACACCUACUCUCCUGAAAUCACACAGCAGUUCCCUAAAAUGUUUGAGAAGUCUUCCCGGAUCUCCAGAGAAGCUGAAGAUCAGCUGAGGGUGAUUCCCAAGUUCUGCUUCCCUGACUCACAGGACUGGAAACCCUCUGCACACAUGCCAAGUGAGACCUUCUCCUUUGUGCUGACCGGAGAGGACGGCAGCCGCUGGUUCUGUUACUGCCGUAAGAUCUUGCCCAGUGGCAAAGGGAAGAGGCUUCCUGAGGUGCACUGUAUUGUCAGCAAACUGGGCUGUUUCAACCUGUUUGCCAAGAUUCUGGAGGAGGUGGAGAGGCGAAGAGAGAUUUCCCCAGCGCUGGUUUAUCCUUUUAUGCGUAGCGUGAUGGAGGCCCCAUUUCCAGCCCCUGGUCGCACAGUCACGGUGAAAAGCUUCCUCCCCGGCUCAGGGAAUGAGGUUUUGACUUUAUGUCGCCCGGUGGACUCCCGACUGGAGCAUGUGGACUUUGACAGUCUGCUGCAGUGUCUCAGUGUUGGGAAACUACUGCAGGUGUUUGCCUCCAUUCUGCUCGAGAGGAGGGUCAUCUUCGUCGCUGACAAGCUCAGUGUGUUGUCCCGGUGUGGCCAUGCAGUGCUGGCGCUGCUGUACCCCUUCACCUGGCAGCACACCUUCAUACCUGUGCUACCGGCCAGCAUGCUGGACAUCAGCUGCUCCCCCACGCCGUUCCUCAUCGGGGUGCUGUCACAGUGCCUGCCAGAAGUAAUGGAGCUUCCUAUCGAGGAGGUGCUGAUAGUGGAUCUGUGUGCUGACAAGUUUGUCAUUCAGCUCGGAGAUGAAGAUUGUAUCCUGCCCAGUAAACUGCAGGCGGCACUGCUGCAGAUCCUGGAGGAGAGAGAAGAGAUCCUGAGACAGGAUGAUGGAGACAGAUACGGAGGUCUGCAAGCUGACCUGAGCUCUUUGAUGUCAGAGGGUUUCGUGCGGCUCUUCGUGGAGCUGGUGGGUCACUAUCCUCUCCACAUGUCUGAGUCCUCCAACGGGAGCAGGGAGCUGCAGCGCGACAGCUUCCGCAAAUCUCACCCCUCCCGCGGAGUCCGCCAGUUCCUGCAGCUCUUCAUGGAGACUCAAAUGUUUGCCGGUUUCAUUCAGGACAAAGAGCUGCGCAAGGGGGCUGGAAGAGGUCUGUUUGAGUUCAGAGUGACUGAGUAUCUCGAUACGUACCCUGAGCCGGAGCCGAGUGGUGUGAACAAGUUUCUGAAAGGGUUGGGGAACAAGAUGAAGCUCCUUCAAAUCAAAUGAGAAUCACCUGAAUUUAAAUGGAAGACUUUGUUAAACACAGAACACCUGCUGCUGCUGGACUUGCUGAGGCAAUUAGUGAGGGUGAGUUUAAGACUCGACGUGAACGGGACGUUGAGGAGUUUGGAGAUGAGGACUCGUCAUGUUUGCAUGUUUGUGAGUUGUGCACUUAUUUUUGGACCAGAACUGGAAAAAAAGUUGUGAUUUACUUUCAGGCGUUGUUUAAAUGAAGCUUUGAGAAUGAGUCUGCAAAAGUGCAAAAGACAUUCCUGAACCUCAACCUGGAAAUAUGUUUACCUGCAGAACUUUUAGGCUUGACAUUUAGAAUUAUGUACUUCAUGCAUCUUUGCUACAUUUCAAACUUGUAAAUACUUAACUUACACAAUCUGCAUGGUUCCACCCUGAUGCAUAUUUGUAUGCAUUUAAAUGUAAAUUCCAUGAUAUGUUAAAUUCCUCUCAGCAGACUAAAAUAUGUUUACUGUUUUAACUAGAUUAUUCAAAGUGUUAGAGGUCUGGGUGAAACUUAAGACUUACUUAAAAAGAGAAGUUUGUUUUUCCUUCUGUUAAUAUCUCUCUCUGUUCAUAUCUCUCUCUGUUAACUGGAGUUGUACAUAAUUUUUUAUGUUUUGCACAAUUUUGAGAACCAGUGUACAGUAUUUGGAGUAUUUUUAUACUAAAGCAUGAUGUUUCAUACAUGAACUACUUUUUAAAUAAAUGGGUUCCCAAGGACAGGA
This is a messenger RNA of Notolabrus celidotus (New Zealand spotty), 4179 nucleotides long. RefSeq names its product DENN/MADD domain containing 2C (gene dennd2c). The transcript has 20 exons. The record is from RefSeq and is a predicted model, not a curated record. The coding region runs from base 650 to 3448 and encodes 932 amino acids. NCBI's taxonomy places the organism in Eukaryota, Metazoa, Chordata, Actinopteri, Labriformes, Labridae.